AUGAUUUACUCCUCCGGAAGAGAAUCCUACUUCAACCUCAACUCCACCUGGUACGAUCCCUCGGGCUCCUGGCUGGACACGCGGCGCACGCCCUUCCGCUACGGCUACGCCACGUGCUGCUCCUCGGGCUGCCACGGCGAGGGCGCGGAGGGCAUGAGGGGCCACGACUACCGCCACUACGGCUACCGGCAGCCCCGCUGCGCCGAGCGCUGCCACGGCUACGCCGGCUCCUCGGGCUCGUGCCACGGAGGGGGUGGCAGCUGCGUCAGGAGACCCACGUACAGCUACGGGGGCUCGGGGGGCUGCCAGGGCUACGGGAGGUCCGUGUGCUCCGAGAGGUGCCAGGGUUCCUCGGGCUCGUGCCACGGAGGGGGUGGCAGCUGCGUCAGGAGACCCACGUACAGCUAUGGGGGCUCGGGGGGGUGCCAGGGCUACGGGAGGUCCGUGUGCUCCGAGAGGUGCCAGGGAUCAGUGGCCCAGGGCGGGAAGCCAUGCUUGGUGGAGCCGGUGGCGGAUCCAGUAGCCAAGCAAGCAGUGGAGGAUCCAAUAGCCACACGAGCAGUGGUGGAUGCACUAGCCACGGGAACAUAUCUGGCAGCCAUGGGAGCAGUGGAUCCGGAUUCCAUGGGACCAAUACAGGAUCCGUCUCUGGAGGUGUCUCCUGCAACACCUACCUUGGAUCCUCAAAAGAAAACUGAUCACCCCACCAGCUGCCGGUGA
Lonchura striata (white-rumped munia) is the source of this 720-nucleotide messenger RNA. NCBI's taxonomy places the organism in Eukaryota, Metazoa, Chordata, Aves, Passeriformes, Estrildidae. The record is from RefSeq and is a predicted model, not a curated record.